GAGAAGCAGAGGCGGUUUCUUGUCAUAAGAAUAAUAAGAAAGGAAGAAGAUUCUAGGGUUUGAACCAGCCCAGCCCAGGUGGCUCGACUCGGCCUCUUAACUCACCGCCUCGCCCUUCACAUUCCCUCGGCGAACCGCUCCCUACCAAUCCAGCCCGACGUUGACGUUGAGCUGUUGCGUUGCCGGCGUUCCCUGCUCCCACAGUAGGUCGAAACGCUCCUGCUCUUGCUCUUGCUCGAGCCUGACCGAGCCUCCGUUGGUUCUCCCUGCUCUGCCGGUCAGUGAGCUGCUCUGGUGUCCUGCUGCGGCGACCUCCAGUCUGCAAAUUGCAAUCCAGUGGCUUCCGCUCAUUGCAGCAGUCUGGAUUGAAACCGGUGAGUAACAUUUGUAGGAGAAGGAGAAGAUGACGACUCGAAUCGCUCCUGGAGUCGGAGCUAACUUGCUGGGCCAGCACUCCGCCGAGCGCAACCAGGACGCCACCACCUAUGUCGGCAACCUUGACCCUCAGGUCACCGAGGAGUUGCUGUGGGAGUUAUUUGUUCAAGCUGGUCCUGUUGUGAAUGUAUAUGUUCCCAAGGAUAGGGUGACGAACCUCCAUCAAGGAUAUGGAUUUGUGGAAUUCCGAAGUGAAGAAGAUGCGGACUAUGCAAUCAAGGUUCUGAAUAUGAUUAAGCUUUAUGGGAAACCAAUUCGUGUGAAUAAGGCAUCCCAGGAUAAAAAGAGUUUGGACGUGGGGGCAAACCUCUUUAUUGGAAACCUUGAUCCUGAUGUAGACGAGAAACUUCUAUACGAUACUUUUAGUGCAUUUGGCGUAAUAGUUACAAAUCCAAAGAUAAUGAGAGACCCCGAGACAGGCAAUUCCCGAGGUUUUGGUUUUGUGAGCUAUGAUUCUUUCGAGGCAUCUGAUGCAGCUAUUGAGGCGAUGAAUGGCCAAUAUCUUUGCAACCGACAAAUUACAGUCUCAUACGCUUACAAAAAAGAUACCAAAGGAGAGCGCCAUGGUACACCAGCAGAGAGAGUUUUGGCUGCUAGCAACCCGAGUGCACAGAAGAGCAGACCACACACACUAUUUGCAAGUGGGCCACCAACACUGCCAGCUCAGGCCAAUGGGGCAGUGGCUUCUCCAGCUCCUCCGCGGCCAUUCAUGAAUGGAGCUCCUCUCCGUGGACCAGUGGCAGCUAUGCGCCCGCCACCACCUCCACCUCAAGCGGCCACAUUCAUGCCCAUGCAGCCUACGGGACAGCCCGGCUGGCCAGGACAGGGAGUGCACCCUGGAAUCCCACCUCCAAUGCAGCAAUACCGCCCUCCUCCCUCAAGCAUGCCCGGGCCACCACCUCAGAUGGCCCAGGUCAUGCAGCGUCCACCUCCACCGCCAAUGGGAAUGGGUGGCCCUCCACCGCCUAAUUGGCGUCCUCCUCCGCCCCCUCAACAGCACCAUAUGCAGAUGUCCAUGCCGCCGCCGCCGCCGCCACCCAACAUGCCGCCUCCACCGCCUUCAAGUUGAACUUGCUGGUGGUUGUAUUGUAAUAGCGAUCGCAUCAUGCCAUCAUGUUCUAGGUUAAUAACAUUUGCCAAAUGAAAUUAUAGUCUCAUGUUAUCUUUGACCCAUCAACUACUGAGCUAAGCUAGGCUAGACAUGCGAAUUGAGGUUACAGGAGUGGAAAUUUUGAAGCUUGUUUAAUCGUGUAAAUUGUUCUUGCUUGUGAGCGAUUUAGUCGGUCUAGAGCUGAAUUGUUCUCUCUCGCAUUUAUCUUGCUCUGUAUUUUGUGUUUGAUUUAGUUGACGCAUGGAUUCAUAUACCUAGUCCAGCAAAAGCAGUUGUGGUUAACAA
This is a messenger RNA of Punica granatum (pomegranate), 1831 nucleotides long. The record is from RefSeq and is a predicted model, not a curated record. NCBI's taxonomy places the organism in Eukaryota, Viridiplantae, Streptophyta, Magnoliopsida, Myrtales, Lythraceae.